Molecule: messenger RNA, 4011 nt
Organism: Daldinia vernicosa
Lineage: Eukaryota; Fungi; Ascomycota; Sordariomycetes; Xylariales; Hypoxylaceae
Product: calcium-transporting ATPase type 2C member 1
Exons: 3
Coding region: 327-3560 (1077 amino acids)
Biological process (GO): intracellular calcium ion homeostasis; calcium ion transmembrane transport; manganese ion transport
Cellular component (GO): plasma membrane; endoplasmic reticulum; Golgi membrane
Molecular function (GO): ATP binding; ATP hydrolysis activity; P-type calcium transporter activity
Source: RefSeq, a predicted model, not a curated record
UUACAGGGCAUUACACUCCCAAAGUAUUCCACGUUGUGGCCCCAAUUUUGGAAAAAGGUCCACGUCUUCCAGAUGCCAGAUGCGCAUCUAGCCAAAAAGUUCGCCAGGUGCGAUCUUCUUUAGACAUCACUAACAAACGUCACUUUAUUCAACCUAGCUCGCGUUAAUAUGCAUUUUUCUACUACUUUAUAAUUCUACGAGUACAUUUUUUGCUAUAUUCUCAAGCAAUCCUAAGUUGCUAGUGUGUUUGUUUGUUAAUGUAAACUGGAUCUCCCCCCGAUGUGGCACUGCGUUUCUGCGCUUCGCCUGUCGUCCUCGUUCCCAAGAUGCCAUGGCCAUGGCGCGAUCGCGAGACCGAUAACGAGUCACUACUUCCUAUAGCGAUACCCAACAUUAAUGGAAUAGAUCGGAACUGUAAUCAAGAUGGAGACGAUUUUGAUGAACGAUCACGGUCGAUCACUAGAAGAUCGGGCCAUGCCCGUACCACAUCUGCUCAAUCACGGUCUAUAGCAGAUAGCUUUUCUUUUCUAACACCUGCCGAAACAGCAGCGCGACUUCAAACCUCCUUGACUUACGGCCUCUCGCCUGCCGAGGCCCUCUCGCGACUAGGAGACUUUGGCCCGAACGAGAUCCCUCACGAUCCGCCAGAUCCACUAUGGCUUCGAUUCAUAAUGCAAUUCCGAGAGCCUCUAAUUAUCCUACUCCUUGCCUCUGCCUUCCUCUCGAUUUUCGUUGGUAAUAUGGAUGAUGCUGUCAGUAUAACCAUCGCUGUGACCAUAGUCGUCGCCGUUGGCUUCGUGCAAGAAUAUCGAUCCGAAAAAUCUAUUGAAGCUCUCAAUCAUCUGGUUCCCAACCAUGCUCAUCUAGUCAGGGCGCAGCCGGCACGGCCCUCGCCAGGAACUAAGAGUUCAACGUGGCCUCCCGCUAUUAGCGACCCUGAAGAAAAGCAUAUCGGAUAUGAAUCAGGGACCCCAGGAGAGGAAUUAUUGGAAGCUACGUCGUCAAAGGUUAUGGCAGCCCAGUUGGUCCCAGGAGAUCUGGUAUUUUUCACUACGGGCGACCGUAUCCCGGCUGACAUUCGGAUUACGAGAGCUGCCGAUCUGACCAUUGAUGCAUCAAAUCUCACAGGGGAGAACGAGCCGCUAAGAAUGACUGCUGAUGCGCGAUUCCGUAGCCAUAGCCCAUCAGCAUUUGACCAGAGUGCAUUACGGCUCCCUACCCCAUCUGCCCUAUCCCCCCUUUCGUAUAACGGGGAUGCUAAAGAAGACGCACGCAACCAUGGAAUUAAUAAUAUUGCGUAUAUGGGAACUUUGGUCAAGUCUGGUCAUGGACAGGGUAUCGUCUUUGCUACCGGCGGCAACACCCAUUUCGGAACGAUUGCCACGAGCGUAUCGGGCACCGAAAGCCCCCGUUCUCCCCUUCAACUAAGUAUGGACCAUCUAGGAAAACAGCUCAGCCAAAUAUCAUUCGGCAUAAUCGCUUUAAUUUCGUUAGUUGGGCUCCUACAAGGCAAGAACAUACUUGAGAUUUUUACUAUAUCCAUCUCGCUUGCUGUUGCUGCGAUUCCCGAAGGGUUGCCUAUUAUUGUGACAGUCACCCUAGCUCUGGGUGUCCAUCGCAUGGCGAGGCACAACUCUAUCGUUCGAAAAAUGCCUAGUGUCGAAACGCUAGGCUCCGUUAACGUUGUCUGCUCUGACAAGACGGGGACACUAACCAUGAACCAUAUGACAACAGCAAAGAUGUGGUAUUUUGGCACGAGGGAUCCGAUUGAUGUUGAUUCGGAUGACGAAGCAGCAGAAAGGACGCCUAAUACCGCGGUGCGGGGGAUCCUACGAAUCGGCAACAUCGCAAACAAUGCGCGCCUUACUCAAUCCGCUAAGACUGUAUUACCAGAUUCUCAAGGUAGAGAAUUUGCCCCUUACACGCGAUGGGUUGGGCAGCCAACUGAUGUUGCCAUGCUCGAUUUGCUCGACCGAUUCAAGGAGCAUGAUGUGAGGGACUCGAUUGGUCCCCGAACGGCUGAGACUCCUUUUAGCUCCGAAAGGAAGUGGAUGGGUGUGGUAAUCGGCGCGCAACCUGGGAACAGCGACAAGGAAUAUGCCUACAUGAAGGGCGCCAUAGAUAAAGUCCUCGACGCUUGCGACACGUUUCUUACUGCCGACGGCCGCGAGAUUGUCAUGGACUCCGUCCGGCGCGAAGAGGCAUUACAAGCAGCCGAAAAAAUGGCGGAAAAGGGACUCAGAAUCUUGGCGUUCGCGAGCGGCCCGGUCACCAAAUCCUUCCGAAGCAAAUCCGGACAUGGUGUUUCCACACGAAGUACCACGCCACUUAGUCGAGAUGAGAGUCAAAGCCCAGGGCUACCGUCUCACGAAGAAUUGUACAGGGGUUUGACUUUCGCUGGAUUGGUAGGGAUGAGCGAUCCGCCGCGGCCUGGAGUCUCUCGUUCCAUUCGAAAAUUAAUGCGAGGCGGAGUCAAGGUCAUGAUGAUCACCGGCGAUUCUGCGACUACGGCGUUGGCCAUCGGAAAGGAGCUCGGCAUGCAAAUUGCUAUGCCUCGUGAACACUCGUCAAACCAAAUCGCGGUGAAGCCCGUACUCACGGGUGACGAACUUGACGCAAUGAGUGAUGACGACCUUGCGGCCGCGAUCCAGAACACGACUAUAUUUGCACGUACAAACCCGGAUCACAAAUUAAAAAUCAUUCGAGCCCUCCAAUCACGCGGCGAUAUCGUUGCCAUGACUGGGGACGGAGUUAAUGAUGCGCCAGCAUUAAAGAAGGCUGACAUUGGUAUUUCUAUGGGUUUGCAUGGGACAGACGUGGCAAAGGAGGCUUCCGAUAUGAUUCUAACGGACGAUGAUUUCUCUACGAUCCUUCGCGCCAUUGAAGAAGGCAAGGGCAUAUUCAACAACAUCCAAAAUUUUAUCACAUUCCAGCUUAGUACCAGCGUAGCUAGUUUAGCUUUGGUCUUCAUCUGCACCUGCAUGGGGUUCAAGACCCCCUUGAAUGCUAUGCAGAUUCUCUGGAUCAAUAUCAUUAUGGAUGGCCCGCCAGCCCAGUCUCUAGGUGUGGAACGAGUAGAUCCCGAUGUCAUGUCCCGACCACCACGAUCCCGAAGUGAGCCGGUGCUUACGAAGGCCCUACUUCAACGUGUUUUGACCUCAGCUGCCAUUAUUAUGGUGGGUACCAUGGUCGUAUAUACUCACGAAAUGCUAGAUGGCGAAGUCUCACGACGGGAUACGACAAUGACAUUCACGUGCUUUGUGCUGUUCGAUAUGUUCAACGCGUUAACGUGCCGGUCAGAGAGCAAAUCUGUUUUCAGGGGUGAAGUGGGCUUAUUUUCCAACAAAUUAUUCAAUUGGGCAGUGUCAUUGAGCAUAGCGGGUCAGCUACUUGUUAUUUACUUCCCGUGGCUCCAGGAGGUGUUCCAGACGGAAGCCUUGGGGCUAUUUGAUCUCAUCAGGUUGGUCGUGCUGGCGAGCUCGGUGUUCUGGGCAGACGAGGCUAGGAAAUGGUACAAAUACGGACGGAGGCGGUUGGGCGGAUACAGCCAGGCGGUUUAGUAAUUCUAGGCGACGACGUUACAUACAUUAUACGGGGGGCCUAUGUUGGAUUAUACAAAACAUGUAAAUCUAUUUAUGAGUAUAUCUACCUACGUGUAGUACGCCUCGUGGAAGACGUAAGUCGUCGAUAUUGCGCCUCGUCCUGCGGUCCUCUCAUCUGUGCCAAAAGCCACCUUCGCAUGUUCCGCCUCUUCUGAUAAUCGGGCUUCUGCAGCCCAUCGUUCAGAGUGCCGUUGCAUCCGGACCCGUUGAUGCCUCGAGCCUCGUAGAUUACCUCGCCUUUUCUCCUGUCGAGGAUGGUCUGGCUCUCAGUGCUCUUGGUGCUCUUGGUUCUCUUGGUGCUCUUAGUGCUAUCGGUACUCUUAUUGGUCUUAGUUGCGGUUUGCUCUUUAGUGAUGUCUGCCCUCGGCUUUGCAAUACGUUCCGCUUCGCUUCCAGACUUCGUGGGUGC